Molecule: messenger RNA, 2017 nt
Organism: Nothoprocta perdicaria
Lineage: Eukaryota; Metazoa; Chordata; Aves; Tinamiformes; Tinamidae
Gene: KLHDC4
Product: kelch domain containing 4
Exons: 12
Coding region: 1-1749 (582 amino acids)
Molecular function (GO): protein binding
Source: RefSeq, a predicted model, not a curated record
AUGGGGAAGAAGGGGAAGCGCGAGAAGAAGGGCAAGGGGGCYGAGAAGACGGCGGCGAAGAUGGAGAGGAAGGUGUCCCGCAGGGCCAGGAAGGAGGAGGAGGAUCUUGAAGCCCUCAUAGCUGAAUUCCAGAGUUUAGAUGCUAAGAAGACCCAAGUAAUUGAGACAUCCUGCCCACCUCCGUCACCCAGGCUGAAUGGCUCCUUGUCCGCUCAUCCCGAGAAGGAUGAGUUGAUCCUUUUUGGAGGUGAAUAUUUCAAUGGCCAAAAAACCUACCUGUAUAAUGAACUGUAUGUCUACAACAUCCGGAAGAACAGCUGGACUAAAGUAGAGGUCCCCAACCCACCUCCGAGGCGAUGUGCUCACCAGGCAGCAGUGGUGCCCACAGGCGGYGGGCAGCUGUGGGUGUUUGGUGGCGAGUUUGCAUCUCCCAACGGGGAGCAGUUUUACCACUACAAGGAUCUCUGGGUCCUGCAUUUGGCUACCAAGACCUGGGAGCAGAUCAAGGCAUCAGGAGGACCCUCUGGAAGAAGUGGGCAUCGAAUGGUUGCUUGCAAAAGACAGCUCAUUGUCUUUGGAGGUUUCCAUGAGAGCGCAAGAGAUUACAUCUAUUACAACGAUGCGUACGCCUUCAACCUGGAUUCCUUCACGUGGAGCAAGCUGGCUCCUUCUGGGAUUGGGCCUGCUCCAAGAUCUGGAUGUCAAAUGGCUACCACYCCUGAGGGCGGCAUAAUCAUCUAUGGGGGUUACUCCAAACAGAGAAUUAAGAAAGAUGUUGACAAGGGCACGCUGCACACGGACAUGUUCCUGCUGAAGAGUGAAAGCUCAGGCAAGGAGGAAGCAGACAAGUGGACUUGGAGUCGGCUCAACCCCUCCGGAGUGAAACCUACUGCCAGGUCCGGCUUCUCUGUGGCCAUCGGCCCCAAUAACCGCUCCCUUCUGUUUGGAGGUGUGCACGACGAGGAGGAGGAAGAGAGCAUCGAAGGGGACUUCUUCAAUGAUAUUUAUUUCUACGAUAUGGGGAAAAAACGCUGGUUUCCUGGACAGCUUAAGGGACCAAAGUCRGAGAAGAAGAAACGAAGACGUGGCAGACAAGCUGAGGCAGAGGGGGCCAAAGAAGAGAUGGAGAAGCAGCCUCCACAGGGCCCAGUGGAGAUGGUCAAAGAGGUGGUGGCAGAAGACGGGACUGUCAUGACAAUCAAGCAGAUGAUAUCUGGGCCUGCAGAAGAGAGAGUGAGGUCUGAAUCAGAGGAAGAGGAGGAGGAGGAAGAUGGGGCCUUAGGCCCACAAGUGGAACCGUGCCCACGUUCAAAUGCCAUGCUGGCCGUGAAGCAUGGAGUCCUCUAUGUGUAUGGGGGAAUGUUUGAGGUGGGCGAUCGCCAGUUCACCCUCAGCGACCUCUACAGCCUUGACCUGCACAAAAUGGARGAAUGGAAAGUUCUAGUGGAGAUGGAUCCAAAAGCCCAAGAAUGGCUGGAGGAGUCAGAAUCAGAUGAAGAGGAUGAUAUGGAAGGUGCAGAGGGAGGGGAAGAGGAUGAGGAGAGCUCUGAAGAGGAGAGUGAAGAUGAGGAAGGAGAAGAGCAGCACCCAUCUGUUCAGCCUGGUGAGAAACAAGCGGACUAUCUGUCCCGGACGGAGCAGUAUUGGAUUAAACUAGCCCACAGCAACAUGGGCCCAGAUGCCAAGGAGAAGAAGGUGCAGAAAGUUGCCCAUGCCAUGGCAAAGWCAUUCUAUGAAGAUUCAGUAUAGAUGUUGAGCAUCUUCUGUGUGAACAUCCGUGUGGGAGCUCUGUUUAGUCCCACUGACCCAAGCGGCUCAACCCCGUGUGCUGGGCAGUUGGUGCCACCAGCAGGUUCCAGUUUUUGGGAACUCCGGCUCUUGCCUGCUCCAUCUGAGUGCCUCGGGCUGACCACUGUCAAUGUGCCUACUUGGUUAAUGCUCUGAAUAUGCUGUUAAUCCCCUACAGGUGGUGGGAAGUCUAGGAGAACAUGAUAGCAGCCCAAGCACUUGUUCUUCA